AGGAACAAUGGUGACAAUGGUGACAACAGCCACAAUGGUGACAACACUGACAACAGCGACAACAAUGACAACAGUGACGACGGUGACAACCGUGACAACAGUGACAACGGUGACAAUGGUAACAACUGUGACAAUGGUGACAACAGGGACGACGGUGACAAACGUGACAACGGUGACGACAUUGACAACGGUGACAACAGCGACAAUGGUGACAACACUGUCAACAGCGACAACGGUGUCAACAGUGAUGACGGUGACAACAGUGACAACGGUGACAACAGCAACAAUGGUGACAACACUGACAACGGUGACAACAGCGACAACAGGGAUAACGGUGACAACAGCGACCAUGGUGAUACGGUAACAACAGUGAAAACAGUGACAACAUUGAGAACACUGACAAGGGUGACAACGGUGACAACAGUGACAAUGGUGCAAACAGUGACAAUGGUGACAACAGCGACAAUGGUGACAACAGCGACAAUGUUGACAAUGGUGACAACAGGAACAACGGUGACAACGGUGACAAAAGUGACAACAGCGACACUGGUGACAACAGUGACAACGGUGACAACAUUGACAACACUGACAACGGUGACAACCGUGACAACAGUGACAACGGUGACAACAGU
Molecule: messenger RNA, 632 nt
Organism: Porites evermanni
Lineage: Eukaryota; Metazoa; Cnidaria; Anthozoa; Scleractinia; Poritidae
Source: the annotation of a GenBank genome assembly